Molecule: messenger RNA, 1110 nt
Organism: Racocetra persica
Lineage: Eukaryota; Fungi; Glomeromycota; Glomeromycetes; Diversisporales; Gigasporaceae
Source: the annotation of a GenBank genome assembly
UUUGAAUCGUAAAAGAAAAAGAACCAGGGUAGAAGAUAAUAAUUCAAAUAGUGGAAUUAGUGAAGAAUUAAAUAUUAUUGUAAAUGAUGAGGAAGAUCUAGUUAAAGAAAAAGAAAAUAAUAGACAUGCAAUAAAUAUUCUUUCUAAUGCUGAAUUAAAAAUUUUAUUAACUGCUGAUUUUGAAACACAUGUUCAAAGAAGAUUAAAUCAAUUAGAAAGUAAUAAUUAUAAUACUAUUAGUUUAGAUAUAAUUAAACAAGAUAUAUUAUCAAUUGAAUUUAUUAAAGAAAUCAUAAAACUCUCAACAAUUUUUAUUAUUGAUACAACAUAUCUUUCUAUAGAAGAAGUUGUUGAUAAAAUUUUAUUAAAAACUUCAAAUACAAUUACUAAUUUAAAAUUAGGUGAAGAAGAUUAUACAACUGAAAAAUCUUUGAAAUUGAUUGGUGAAGAAAUAGAAAUUAUUUAUAAUAGUGAAAAAUUACAAAAACCAUUAACUAAACAGGCUAAAAUUUGGUGGAAAAGUUGUUGUUCUGAGAUUAAAAUUUUAAACGAAAAAGAAGCACUUACUGAAGAAUGUUUUAUUGUCAUUGUUGCUUUUGGUUUAAUUGGUGCCAGAAAAACAACUUUUUUAAAUGAAUUAAAAGAUUAUUUUGAAAAACAAGAAUUAAAAGUUUAUCUUCCUGAAGAGAUGUCACUCCGUCUUGGACAAGAUUUGGAAUAUGGAUUUAUGUUUCAAGAUCUUUUAAUUGACACAUAUCAGGAAGAAAAUGAAAUAAUUAGAAAAGAUGAAUAUGAUAUCUAUUUAAUUGAUAGAACUGCCAAAGAUAUUAAGAUUUUUUCUGAAAUUCUUAUUGAUAAUAAGUUGAAACUUGAUUAUUUUAAAAAGAAAUUGAAAAGAGAAGAACAAAUUAAUGUUAAAUUUAAUUUUUUUAUUAAAUGUUCACCUGAAAUUUGUUAUGAACGAAAAAUUGAAAGAAAUAGAAAGAGUGAAAAAGUUUCAUUAGAAUAUUUAAAAUCUCUUUGUGAAAGUUAUGAAAAAAAUGCUUUUAAAUUAUAUUCUAAACACAUUGUUUUUAAUACUGAUGAUGCUAAAGUAGAAGAAUAUAAUAC